Messenger RNA from Suillus paluster, 1151 nucleotides. RefSeq lists its product as uncharacterized. Gene Ontology annotation, molecular function: protein binding. NCBI's taxonomy places the organism in Eukaryota, Fungi, Basidiomycota, Agaricomycetes, Boletales, Suillaceae. The transcript has 2 exons. The record is from RefSeq and is a predicted model, not a curated record. The coding region runs from base 15 to 1022 and encodes 335 amino acids.
UCUUUCAGAAUACCAUGGUGCCUUGCGCGUUUCCGCUAUUUCAGCAUGCCAAAGCAGAUAUCAUCCUUCGAUCAUCAGAUGGCAUUGAUUUUCGCGUGUUCACUCUCUUUCUGAACCUUGCCUCUUCAUCCUUUGACUCCAUCAUCGAGCAAGCGUCACAAUCAGACCAGAUUGAAGGCGAUCUGCCCAUCGUGCCCGUGGAAGAAAAUCACAGAGUCCUUGACAUCUGGCUCAGAUUCUGCUAUCCUUCUACUCUUGCAGAGGAUCCUCCUCUGAAUGACUUUGAAAAUAUCAUGCCUGUCCUCGAGGCAGCCAGGAAAUAUUCUUUGAAACCGCUCGAGCACAAAGUCCGCCAGGCGCUUAUCAGCCGUAUGGAGAAAGACCCUCUGCGAUGUUUUGCGCUUGCAAUGCGUAUGCAGCUAGACACCGAAACGGUGCUUGCUGCAAAAUACACUCUCCGACAACCUCUGAUCCCUGCGAGAGUUCCGGAAAUCGACCUCAUCACGGCAAAGGAGCUGCUCGCGCUACUUACCUAUCAUCAGAGGUGUGGCAUAUCGGUGCAAUCCUUGGGCAGGAAUUUAUCCUGGAUUACCGGGCACUACAUCAUGAACGAAAGCUACCAAUGGAUCAUUGGCGGUUCCUGUAGCUGCGAAUCCAGCAGUCAAUUCUUGCUCAGUGGUCAACGACCACUGAAAUGGUGGAGUGAAUACAUGGAGAAGAGUCUGACAUCAUUGUCUGACAAGCCAUCUGGCCACACGGUCCUUGUGGGGAUCGAUGAUGCGGUCCGGGGCGUUCGAACUACUGGUUGCUCGCGAUGCUGUUCAAAUAUCCUGGUGAAUAUGACGGAAUUCGCUGGGUUGUUUAGUAUGAAGGUUGAUACGUUGACGGCAAAGGUUGAUCUCGACAUGGAGUUGCUCAAUUCCUUCAUACCUGCAACCCUAACGCCCCCAUUGAGUCGUGUAGUGCCUCCCAAGGCAUCUAGUAGCGUGUCGAAGGGGGGGAAGUGGAAAAAGAAAAAGUGAUAAAACAAUUGAACUACUGUAUAUUGGAAUCAAAUAGUACUAGUAGUACUUAUAUAGUUCGACGCCAGACUGUACAUUUCAAGAACACGGCGGGUCAUACCAAACAGACGCAAGAAGCGUUCUGUCCCU